Molecule: messenger RNA, 897 nt
Organism: Soboliphyme baturini
Lineage: Eukaryota; Metazoa; Nematoda; Enoplea; Dioctophymatida; Soboliphymatidae
Source: the annotation of a GenBank genome assembly
AUGACGCCGGUACUGUCGUGCGUCGAACAGUACUGCGUGUCCGAGGUGCAGCACGCGGUGUCCGCCGACCGCCGGAGGCCCAUGUCCUACACGGCUGGCAUCAUGCUGGCGUUCACCAGCAUCACGUCCAUCGGCUACGGCACCGUAGUACCGGUCACUACGCCCGGUCGACUGUUCUGUAUCGUCUACACGAUGCUCGGCAUCCCAUUGGCUCUGCUAGCAAUCGCCGACCAGGGAAAGUUCUUGGCAUCAGCCCUCACGCACGCGUUUCAGUUCUGCAGGUGGCGCCUGCGAAGGCGCAAUGACAAGAAGUCGUCGGUCGACCGGGACGACAACGACUCGGUGCCCGGCUUUCUGAUAGUGAUUCUGUUCAACGCCUAUAUUCUGGUCGGUGGCCUUCUGUUCUCGGCGCUGGACGCCAACUGGUCGUUCCUGGACGCCGUCUACUUCACAUUCAUUAGCUCGUCGACAGUCGGCUUUGGCGACCUGACACCGAAUGACGACCUUUUUUUCCCGCUGACUUUAAUAUACAUCAGUUUCGGACUGACGUUGUCGACGAUCUUGGUCGACCUGCUGGCGCUGAACCUGAGGAAGCUGCAUUACUGGGGCUCGCGCAUCAAAAACUGUGCUAACACCGUCAUCUGGUUUGGAGGCAAGCGCGUCACCGUCGGCCAACUCAUGCAGGCCAUAUGCCACUACCUGAAGCUGCCGAAGGAGUACCACGAGACUCUGCUCGAACGGCUCGACCACAUAGUCAACAACACCAUCGACAAAAUGGAGUAUGGCACUUGUGAGGACGACGUUGACGAGUUGCUCGAAGGACCGAUCAACAAAUGCUUCGACGUCGAUAACGACAGUAUAACGUACAUAGACGCGUCGAACAUCCUCGAUCUUUGA